GUUUUCCAACACUAAACCUGCGAGUUUUCUGAGCGUGGUGGCGAAUUUAAUAAACAAUUUCGAUUUGGUUGUAAUUUAACGAAUAUAACUAUAAAAAAUGAAUGCGCCACCCACCUUUGAGUCAUUCCUGCUCUAUGAAGGCGAGAAAAAAAUCAUCAAGGAGCUGGACACCAAGGUCACAAAUGCGGCUAUAUUUACGAUAAACAAAGAGGAUCACACCCUGGGAAACAUGAUCCGCAACCAACUGCUGAAGGACCCCAAUGUUCUGUUCGCCGGCUACAAAGUUCCCCAUCCCCUAGAGCACAAGUUCGUUAUCCGUAUUCAGACUACGGCGGACUACUCCCCGCAAGAAGCCUUCAUGAAUGCCAUAACCGAUCUUCUAGCGGAAUUAUCCCUUUUCGAAGAGAGAUUCAAAGAUGCUAUUAAGGAGAAAAAGGAGGGCGGAGAUUAGUUUUACUUGUACCCAAUAUACCCAAUAAAUUUCUUCGGUUUUCUUCCAAA
This is a messenger RNA of Drosophila biarmipes, 501 nucleotides long. It is a transcript of the gene Rpb11, whose product is annotated as DNA-directed RNA polymerase II subunit RPB11. Gene Ontology annotation, biological process: transcription by RNA polymerase II. The coding region runs from base 98 to 451 and encodes 117 amino acids. The record is from RefSeq and is a predicted model, not a curated record. Gene Ontology annotation, cellular component: RNA polymerase II, core complex. NCBI's taxonomy places the organism in Eukaryota, Metazoa, Arthropoda, Insecta, Diptera, Drosophilidae. Gene Ontology annotation, molecular function: protein dimerization activity; DNA binding. The transcript is spliced from 4 exons.